Ambispora gerdemannii is the source of this 1740-nucleotide messenger RNA. The record is from the annotation of a GenBank genome assembly. Lineage: Eukaryota; Fungi; Glomeromycota; Glomeromycetes; Archaeosporales; Ambisporaceae.
AUGAAGAGAAUCAAUUAUCGAACAUGUUGUAGAAAAUACUUGAUUGUUAUUCUUUAUUUGUUAUUUCCAAUUCCUUCGCCAUUACUACCAACAUCUGGUGGCAGUAGUAGUUUUGUGUAUUCUCUACAAUGGUAUCAUCGUAUUUCAUCAUAUUUUACGAAAGAGCAACAACAGCCACAACAGCAAAAGUUGCCUUAUGAUGAGUAUGACGAUCGCGAUUAUGGUGGCGGUGAUGGUGGCGCUGAGGUUAAGUUUCCGAGUCUAGAACUUGAUUGGUCGGAGAAUCUGUUAAAGUUGUCUGAAGAGGAAAGAAUGGUGAUUGAACAUGGAUUUGGUUCGUUGGCGCAGUACGAAAAACGUAAAGAAGAUUGUUUUAAAAGCGCGGCACGUGAAUUGAAAAAUGGGUGCAAGGAUAUUGACCUAAAUGAAGAGAAUAAGAUUAAAUAUGCGGUUCGAUUGACACAAUGCGAAAUCGCGACUGCCAAUCUUGCUGUUCCUAUGGAAUGUCAUUAUCACGAAUACCGCAAUUAUGGACUUCGUAUUCCGGUUAACAUGUGCUUUGCUGUCCGAUAUUCAAUCGAACGAGAGCAACUGGAACAACUUCACAACAACAUUACACUAAGCCAACUCGCCAACUUCGAUCUUCUUCGUCUGCAACAACGUGAGCUGAUUCGAUGGCGAAAAGAAGAAAUGCAAAAAUUGGCGAACUUAGAAAAAACGCAGCAUCGAAUCGUUGUUUCUGUUCGUGAAAUCGAGAGCAGCACAGGAUUCGUCACAAACACGAUGUCAGAACUCAAAGAAAACUUGACAGAAGCACACCUUACUGCCGAACACAUUCAUAUAAAACAACAAGAAACAAUUGGUAAAUUGAGUGACGUGGCAGAUAUCACUGCUGAAAUUUACGAUAGUGCGCGAAAACGAAUUUUAGGUGUUUCUGAAUCUCUUGAUGCUUUUCAAGCGAGUUUUCAAGGGGUGGAAAGUAAUGCGGAGAAUUUAAGAGAACUCCAAGAGACUACACAACAAAUGUUGUCUCAUAUUAAAAAAAUUACAAAGGAAUCCGCGAACCAGACGACUGAGAAUUUGAUGACGCUCUCAGUGGAAUUAGAAAAUUUUCAAGAGACCACCAAAAAAGCAUACGAAGAAAUUGUAAAUACUGGAAUGCAAUAUUCAGGAACUUUGCAAAGAAUCACGGAAAGUACAGAAAACAAGUUACAACAAAGUCUUGGUAAACUUCAGGAAUCUCUUCGAGGUCUUGAACUACUUUAUAUAGGAAUCACCAAGAUUGCUGCUGUCCAGCAAGAGCUUUAUAAUGACCUUUUAGAACAAAAGAAAGCACGUCAAACAUUAGAAAAAGAAUGGCAUGACUUACUCAACGAAGUCAAAGAGAACUUUUACAUGUUACUACAAAUCUCGCAGUCUGAAAUUCGGUUAUUAACCGAGACAACAGCUGACGCUCGCGAGAGUCAUCAAGAUAUUAUUAAACUUGUGAGACCGCUGUCACGGGUCAUUGAUUUAUUUGGUGAUGGUAGUAGAAAUAACUCUUUGUUGUCAUCGUCGUCGUGGAUUUAUCAAGAGAGUUUACGACCAAGUCACUAUCGACAAAUUGAACAAGUGCCAGUAACAUCAACAGGAAUAAUAACAAAACGUCGUCCUCGUCGACAAUUGGGUGAUGCUUAUUUCGCAAAUUCCUUGAUUUUUGGAAAAGUUAACGGAGCAAAUAAGUCGGGAACUAAGAAAUAA